This is a messenger RNA of Strongylocentrotus purpuratus (purple sea urchin), 2218 nucleotides long. RefSeq lists its product as uncharacterized. The record is from RefSeq and is a predicted model, not a curated record. Bases 145 to 2148 code for a protein of 667 amino acids. Lineage: Eukaryota; Metazoa; Echinodermata; Echinoidea; Camarodonta; Strongylocentrotidae. The transcript is spliced from 11 exons.
GGCGAAGGAGGGGCGUGCAUCUCUCUUCCGGCUUCUUAGUGUCUAUGCACUGUACAACCCAUCAGUGGGAUAUUGCCAAGGAAUGUCCUAUUUGGUAGGCAUGCUCUUGAUGGUGAUGAAGGAGGAAGAAGAUGUUUCUGGGCCAUGGUGGCGCUCUUUGAGAAACCCAAGUUCCUUGCCGGCUACUUCGAUAUGAAUCUCAAAAGAAUCCAGAGCCAUGCUUCUCUAUUUCAGAAACUGCUUGGUCAGCGCUUUCCAAGAGUGGCCAAACAUUUUGAUUCUCUUGGUGUUCAACCUCUGAUGUACGUCACGCCCUGGUUUAUGUGUCUCUAUACAUCCCUACCAUGCUGGGAUACAAUACUAGCGAUCUGGGAUCUUAUCCUCCUGGACGGGGUGACCACCAUAUUCCGAGUCGGCCUCUCUCUGAUUGACAUCCAUCAACAUGUCAUUCUUGCAAACACCGAUCUCACCAAGAUAUUACCUCCCCUGCUGCACCCAAAGCCUGAUAUGGUGUUGCAUGAAAUCCUCAUACCAGCUGUAUGGAAGAUGAACGUAGAGAAAUGGGAGAUAGAGACACUCCAAGCUAUAGUGGCCGAAGAGGAGGACCCUGUACACUCAGGGAAGAAGAGACGUCACCAGGCAGAGAAAACGUUUGGAGAGGUAUCGCAGAAUAGCAAGCGUAUCAGAUUAGAAGAAAAACCAAAACCAGCCGCGACCAGCAGCUUCUUCCAGCGAGUGAUCAACAUCUUCACCCCUCAAAACCAGAGAGACAAUGAGCUUCUGGGUCAAGGAAGUUCAGUUGCGACCUCCCGAGGUCAACAUCGCCAGGACGCAAGACACAGCCACCGGCUGACGCAGAAGGGACCAGGAGCCGCACGACCCGCAAGGCAUCGUACCAGCUCCAAGGGCAGAGAGCUGUCAGAGGGAGGGUCAGCUUCAGGGAAAGCGAUGAAGGGUGGUUCUGGGUGGAAUGCUGCAUCCAAGGAAGAUCUGGCAUCAUCCAGGAAGAGGAUGGAACAGGAUGAUGGGUGUGAAGCACAGGAGAGAUGUACCAGAUCUGGGUUUACUGCAUUGGGAAGCGGUCAAACAAGAAAGGAGAGUGCCAUGACGGAUACCUCAAACUCGGGUAGGAGACGUACACCUAGGAAGGUUCCAGUUGAAGAAGACAGAGUGGUCUUCAAAGGUCUCAGACAAGUACCGCUGACACCAAGAUCAGCUGGAAGAAGCAAGCUGUUUGGUCGCCUCCAUGCCCAGGUCUUUGGUAGCGAAGAGCCCCAAGGGCCACCACUCUCCCACCCUCUUCAGGAUCCGGCAUCACCUGAACGCCGGCGUAGGACCCCUACCAAAGCUAGACGUAGUCUUGCCAAGUCACCGAAGCAACAGCAGAGGACAUCUCCACGGGUGUCGACCAGAUCUCAAAGACCACCAUCACGCAGUAGCUGGUUGUCGCCCUACUGCAAGCAAUACAUGGUGAAUCCUGCUCACAAGGCCCGCCACCAGACUCCACUUCAGAAGCUACACCAUAUCAACAACGCAAAGGACCUCCACCUCAGCCCACCAAGAAGCGCAACUCCGGAACUUGAUUUUGACCACGUGGCCAGUCCCAUUCGAGGGACACUGGACAAAGAGAACAGUCCGGCCCAGACCGUGUCACUGGACGGUCAAGUAAGAUCAGCGCCCUCUAUGGAGAGCCUGGAGUCAACUCCAGAUGGUGUCCUGUCUGUUCUAGGUGAACAGAACUCACAGGCAUGGAGAGAAAUGAGAUCCCCUCUGUCCGAAAGGUACUCCACGCUGAAUGGGAAUAACAACUCGCUGUUCAAGACCCCUUCGCACCCCAUGCAUCUGAGGCCCAAGCAGUUCACACCUGGCAUGUACAGCGCAACCAAGACACCUAGAAGUGAAGAGCGCCACCUAGUGGGCUGGCAGAAUCCAAUGAACAUGCCGUCAGCGAGGAGGCUGGUCUGUCGCUCUGCGAAAGCUCAGCAUUCAUUCAAGAUGUUCCACACACCAACACCAGUUCGGCAAUCAAAGGUCCUGGAUCUGCACCAGAGUCCCAAUCUAUCAAGUCCAGAGGUGGAGCUGAUGACCAUGAGCUUCGGUUCUCCGUCUGCUACCCUCAACCUAGGUGGAAUGAAUUUAGAUGAUUGAGAUUUAAAGCCCCACUGCACUACUUAUAGCUACUUGCGCCCUCUAUAUAACAAACAAUGCCUAAUCGGUG